Messenger RNA from Myotis myotis, 1258 nucleotides. RefSeq names its product AT-rich interaction domain 3C (gene ARID3C). Gene Ontology annotation, molecular function: DNA binding. Lineage: Eukaryota; Metazoa; Chordata; Mammalia; Chiroptera; Vespertilionidae. Gene Ontology annotation, cellular component: nucleus. The record is from RefSeq and is a predicted model, not a curated record. Gene Ontology annotation, biological process: regulation of transcription by RNA polymerase II. The transcript is spliced from 7 exons. The coding region runs from base 1 to 1233 and encodes 410 amino acids.
AUGGAAGCCCUGCAGAGGCAGCAGGCAGCCAGACUGGCCCAGGGGAUGAGGCCAUUGGCCCCUCCACGCCCACCACCACCACAGCCUCCCUUGCCUGGCCCUGGGAUUCUGCAGGCCCUUGAGAGGGCCUCAGGGAAGGUUGGGGCUGAGAAAGAGGAGGAUGCAGGAGAGGAUGAGGAGGGGGAGGAAGCUGGAGCUGAGAAAGAGGCAGCUGAAGAGAGUCGUCCAGAAACCCGGGGGCCCAGCUCACCUUCCAGCCAGCCCCCUGGACCUCAUCCCCAUGAGUGGACCUAUGAAGAACAGUUCAAGCAGCUGUACGAGCUCGAUGCAGACCCCAAGAGGAAGGAAUUUCUGGAUGACCUGUUUAGCUUCAUGCAGAAGAGGGGGACGCCGGUGAACCGCGUGCCCAUCAUGGCGAAGCAGGUGCUGGACCUGUACGCGCUGUUCCGCCUGGUGACGGCCAAGGGCGGCCUGGUGGAAGUCAUCAACCGCAAGGUGUGGCGGGAGGUCACGCGCGGCCUCAGCCUGCCCACCACCAUCACCUCCGCCGCCUUCACUCUCCGCACCCAGUACAUGAAGUAUCUGUACCCCUACGAGUGCGAGACGCGGGCGCUCAGCUCCCCCGGGGAACUCCAGGCCGCCAUCGACAGCAAUCGGCGCGAGGGCCGUCGUCAGGCUUACACCGCCGCCCCGCUCUUCGGCUCCACCGGGCCGCCCCCUCGGGGCACCCCGGGCCCCACCUCAGGUCCUGGCUCCGCCCUGCCAGCGCCCGCGCCCGGCCCCCGCCCCGCCCAGGUCUCCGCCUCCGGGCUGCCGGCGCACGCCUGCGCGCAGCUGAGCCCGAGCCCCAUUAAGAAAGAAGAGAGUGGAAUUCCAACCCCUCGACUGGCACUGCCCGUGGGCCUGGCCUUGGGACCUGCCCGGGAGAAGUUAGCACCAGAGGAGCCUCCAGAGAAGAGGGCUGUGCUGAUGGGGCCCAUGGACCCACCUCAACCUGGUGCACCCCCAAGUUUUCUGCCCCAUGGCAAGGUUCCCCUAAGGGAAGAGCGGCUGGAUGGGCCUCUCAAUCUGGCAGGCAGUGGUAUCAGCAGUAUCAACAUGGCCCUAGAGAUCAACGGGGUGGUCUACACAGGCAUCCUCUUUGCCCGCCGCCAGCCUGUGCCAAUUUCACAGGGCCCAAUUAACCCUGUACCCCCAACCCCUACAGGGCCCCCUUCCGGCACCUCACCCUGAGAGCUCCCACUUUGAAUUAAGAGUC